CUGGGGGCAGGAGCAAGGUUAAAUUCCGGAUUAAGGAUCUCUGCCACUGGUCAGUGUGUGCGCCUCUGGGAGCCGGCCCUAGGUGGGAGCAGGGGAAGUGCUUCUCAGUAGAGUGAGAUUUUGAAGGCGUCUGUGUGUGCUAGCGUUGUGAGCGGUAAUGGGGGCAGCUCACUCACUGCCCUGGUCUGGAGCGUCUUCACAAGGCCAGGCUGCGAUUCUGACCCUCGCUGAGGUGCUCUGGCUGUCCUGACCCCCGAGAAAGUGCUCUGGCGAAUGUGUCCAGAAUCCCGCACCAGCCGCUGUUACAGGGCCAGGCAGCAGCAGUGUGAAGGAGGGAGUCUGUGUGUGCUCACACUGAAGGAAGAGUAGGGAGAGAUCAGCUAUUUUUAGCAACAGAACGCGGUGAGAGGUCCGAGAGAGCGACUUAGGAAUGUCUCAGCCGUAGGGCCGGACUGAAGGCAGACAGCAGUGGGUUGCAGAUCUGUGGUAAGUUAGAGCUCCUCGCGUUCCUUAGACUCCUUGCAUGGCCUUGUGUAAGCACGGAGGGUGGACGAGUGCCCCUGAGCCAUUACAGUGCUUUUGUUUCUCUCCCACUGUCCGAGGACAGAGAGAUUUUAAUCCAGGUAUGAGGAGACGCUGAGGCACGAGGAGCAGGUCUCCUUGAGCGUUUCUGUUCUAGUUUUUGCAGAGGCAGUUUGGUGAACACGUGGAUUGCAGCGAUUUUAGGUUGGCUCAGCCCAGCAUUGGGCAGGGUUCAGUGCUUGCUGGCAGCACUCCCAGGAGCAGAGCAAAAGCUGGACUUCCUUUCUCAGGCUGUAUCUGCUGGAGUCACGUACCUGGGACUGUGCCUUCCCGCACGCUCCUGGGCUCUGUCUGCAGGAAGAGAACAUGGGAGACAUUGAUAGAUUUGGAAGUUAGCUUCUGGACAUGAAGCAGGGAAGAUGGACAGGCAUAGGUUAUAAACAGCAGGCUGAAUUGAAGUUGCUUCAGGGGAAAAUAAGGACAUAAUUUUCUGUUAGCAUGCUGAAACAGCUAAUCCCUUUCUCUAUGUCUUGACUGGUGCACUCCAGAUUUAUCUUCCAGGCAGGAAAUAUUUGAAAAUUGCACCUUGCACAAGUACAAAAGCAAAGUUUUAUUGGAACAGUUUUAGUAAUUUAUCUGAUAAGCCUCCUGGGCUGGGCCUGCCAGGGUAGAAAGUCCAGCGCUCUGAAGCAGAAGAAUCAGUUCAGUGUGCCUAUUGGCAUUCAUGUCUCACGUGAUAUGGAAGGGGUUAUGAGACGCCCUUUGCUGCCGGCUUGUUAAAAUGGAGAAACAGAACGGUUGUGAUGGAUACAUUUUUUUUGUAGUCAAAUGGUUUCUGUUAGUUUAAAGUUCUAAUAAACUAUCCCUGAUUUUAUUUUGUGCAGAUGUGUCACAUUACCCAAAGAAGUUCAACUUUCUUCUUUCCAAAAAUAUGUAGUAUAUUUUGGCGGAGUUUGCAAGAGAGGGAAGAAAGUAACAGAAUAGUUGGGUUGCCAGAAGUGAAGGCUCUAUCUCCAAGUGUGGGCUACGCUAUCUAUAGUGUAUUCAAAAGGAAUACAAGGAGAGCAAGGUUUCAUCAUACAAGUACAUCCCACUGGUGCAGCUGCAGUAAGACAAUUAGUGAUGAAAAAUACCAAGACCCUUUUCAACUAGGUAGAAAAGACUUGAAGAAUCUCUAUGAAGAUAUUAAAAAGGAAUUGCUGGUCUCUGCAGCAGAACUUAAGGAAAUGUGUGAUUAUUACUUCGAUGGGAAGGGAAAGGCCUUUCGACCAAUGAUUGUGGUGCUAAUGGCUCGGGCUUGCAACAUUCACCAUAAUAAUUCCAAGGAGGUGCAAGCAAGCCAGCGCUCUGUGGCCAUAAUUGCUGAGAUGAUCCAUACAGCCAGUCUAGUUCAUGAUGAUGUUAUUGAUGAUGCAAAUUCUCGCAGAGGAAAAAGGACACUUAAUCAAAUCUGGGGAGAGAGGAAAGCUGUUCUAGCUGGUGACUUCAUCCUCUCAGCUGCUUCUGUAGCUUUAGCACGAAUUGGAAAUACUACUAUCAUCUCUGUUCUAACUCAGGUGAUUGAAGAUCUGGUGCGUGGUGAAUUCCUCCAGCUGGGUUCCAAGGAAAACGAGAAUGAGAGAUUUGCUCACUACCUCGAGAAGACUUUUAAGAAGACGGCGAGUCUGAUAGCAAACAGUUGUAAAGCAGUUUCAAUUCUAGGCUGCCCUGAUCCCAAGGUUCAUGAGAUUGCAUACCAGUAUGGAAAAAAUGUUGGCAUAGCUUUUCAGCUGAUAGAUGAUGUGCUGGAUUUUACAUCAUGUGCUGACCAUCUAGGGAAACCAACAGCAGCAGAUCUCAAGCUUGGAUUAGCUACAGGUCCCGUCUUAUUUGCUUGUCGACAGUUUCCAGAAAUGAAUGCUAUGAUAAUGAGGAGAUUCAGUAAGCCAGGAGAUGUUGAACGUGCACGGAAAUAUGUGUUGCAGAGUGAUGGUGUGCAGCAAACGACCUACCUCGCCCAGCGCUACUGCCACGCCGCCACGCGCGAGAUCCGCAAGCUGCGGCCGUCCCCCGAGAGAGAGGCCCUCGUCCACCUGACAGAAAUGGUUCUCAUGCGAGACAAGUGAGAGAGCUCCUUCCACUCAUUCUGGCAGCUACUUACCAGACUGUGCCUAAAUUUAUUUCAAAAGUUAUUUGCUUCCAACACAAGCUACCAAAAAUUAUUUUUUUAAAAAAAAAAUCUUUUUUUUUUUAAGUUCUUUUUUUUAAAAAACAAAAGUUUGAAGUCUUUUACUGCAGGAAGCCAUGCAAUUCAGAGCAAAUCAAACUGUGCUGUACAAUUGUUUUAGCGGGGGCUAUUGAUUGUGGGGGAUGGGGAAGAUGUUUACAUGUUGAUGCACAAAGGCCACAAUGAGAGUAAAUAUAAAUCAGUGUAUGAAAACUGAA
Molecule: messenger RNA, 2946 nt
Organism: Cyanistes caeruleus (blue tit)
Lineage: Eukaryota; Metazoa; Chordata; Aves; Passeriformes; Paridae
Source: RefSeq, a predicted model, not a curated record